AUGUCACACACAUGCUGUGAGGCAAACGGAGCAACUGGAAUAAAAAAGAUAAUUUUCUAUCAUAUUGAAAUUGAUGAUAUAGAAGCAGGUGUGUUCAAGUCCUUGCUCCAUUUCAUCUACACGGACUCACUCCCUGAGACGACUCAUGAAGGAACCGAUGAAGGCGCAACGCAAGAAGAUAUAGCAACAGCUGGCCAUCUACUUGUAGCGGCAGAUAGGUACGACAUUGCGAGGCUCAAGCUGAUAUGUGAGGAGAUAUUGUGUAAUCACAUCGAUUCCGACAUGGUUGCAACUAGCUUGGUUUUGGCUGAGCAGCAUAAUUACCAUGGACUCAAGGAGGCUUGCUUCGAGUUCCUUGCUUCUCCGUCCAAUUUGGAAGGGAUGAUCGCAAGCGAUGGUUACAAACAUCUAAAAAGGAGUUGCCCGUCUCUUCUCAAAGAGCUGAUUGCUAGGCUCUUGCCUGUUGAGCUGACAGCAGCUAAGGAUAUUAUCAGGGACAUUUAG
Messenger RNA from Triticum turgidum subsp. durum (durum wheat), 504 nucleotides. Lineage: Eukaryota; Viridiplantae; Streptophyta; Magnoliopsida; Poales; Poaceae. The record is from the annotation of a GenBank genome assembly.